Strigops habroptila (Kakapo) is the source of this 6183-nucleotide messenger RNA. It is a transcript of the gene KIRREL3, whose product is annotated as kirre like nephrin family adhesion molecule 3. Bases 186 to 2528 code for a protein of 780 amino acids. The transcript is spliced from 17 exons. Gene Ontology annotation, molecular function: cell adhesion molecule binding. Gene Ontology annotation, cellular component: cell-cell junction. The record is from RefSeq and is a predicted model, not a curated record. Gene Ontology annotation, biological process: synapse assembly; cell-cell adhesion. Lineage: Eukaryota; Metazoa; Chordata; Aves; Psittaciformes; Psittacidae.
CAGCGCGGCGAGGCUCGCUCCGCCAGUCAAGGCAGCGCUGCCGGGGGAGGAGCUGGGGGGGGCGGCGGCGAUGGAGCCGGGCGAGCGGAGCCGGCGGGCGGCGGCGGCGGCCUGAGCCCCCCCCCCCCCCCGUAUCCAACAACAGCAUCAUCCCUUCCCGAAGCCCCCCGAGCCCACUCUGAGGAAUGAGCGCUUUCCAGGCAGACCUCCUCCUCCUCUUCCUCGGAUGCUUCCUCCUGAGCCACGAACUGGGGCUCCCAGGACGAGGAUGCUGCCUAGUACUGGGGUUCAUGUACAAGGAGAAGUACCGCAGGAUGACUGAAGGUCAAGCAUCCUCAUUCACGCAGCAGCCCCAGGACCAAGUGGUGAUUGCUGGGCAGCCCGUGACGCUGCUGUGCGCCAUCCCUGAGUACAAUGGCAUUGUGCUGUGGAUUAAAGAUGGGCUCGCCCUCGGUGUCGGACGGGACCUCUCCAGUUACCCACGCUACCUGGUCGUAGGAGACCAUCUGUCUGGACAGCAUCACUUGAAAAUCCUGAGAGCUGAUCUCCAAGAUGAUGCUGUCUAUGAAUGCCAGGCUAUCCAAGCAGCCAUCCGAUCCAGACCUGCCCGGCUGACUGUUCUUGUUCCUCCAGAUGAUCCUGUCAUUAUGGGGGGUCCCAUCAUCAGCCUGAGAGCAGGAGACCCCCUCAACCUGACCUGCCAUGCAGACAAUGCCAAGCCAGCAGCCUCCAUCAUCUGGAUGCGGAAAGGAGAAGUCAUCAAUGGAGCCACCUACUCCAAGACACUUCUCCGUGAUGGCAAGAGGGAGAGCAUCAUGAGCACCCUUUUCAUCGCCCCCUCUGACAUUGAGAACGGGGAGAGCAUCAUCUGCCGUGCCACCAACAAAGCCAUUCCCAGUGGGAAGGAGACCUCUGUCACCAUUGAUAUCCAACACCCACCCCUUGUGAACCUGUCCGUGGAGCCACAGCCGGUGCUAGAGGAUAACACUGUGAAGUUCCACUGUUCUGCCAAGGCCAACCCCGCUGUCACCCAGUACAGGUGGGCGAAAAAGGGCCAGGUGAUAAAGGAAGCAUCUGGUGACUUCUAUGAAACCAUCGUGGAUCACACCUUCUUCUUUGAGCCCGUCUCCUGCGAGGUCACCAACGCACUGGGCAGCACAAACAUCAGCAGGACCGUGGAUGUCUACUUUGGGCCCAGGAUGGCGACAGAACCUCAGUCCCUCCUCGUUGAUCUGGGCUCAGAUGCGGUCUUCAACUGUGCCUGGACUGGGAACCCAUCUCUCACCAUCGUCUGGAUGAAGCGAGGCUCAGGAGUGGUCCUGAGCAAUGAGAACAAGCUGACCCUGAAGUCUGUCCGCCAGGAAGAUGCUGGGAAAUACGUGUGCCGAGCCGUGGUGCCACGGGUGGGCGCGGGCGAGCGGGAGGUGACACUCACCGUCAAUGGGCCACCCAUCAUUUCCAGCACCCAGACGCAGCAUGCCCUGCAUGGCCAGAAAGGGCAGAUCAAAUGCUUCAUCCGCAGCACCCCACCACCAGACCGAAUUGCUUGGUCCUGGAAGGAGAACGUCCUGGAGUCUGGGACAUCCGGACGCUACACGGUGGAGACGGUGAGCACGGAUGAGGGUGUCAUCUCCACGCUGACCAUCAGCAAUAUUGUCCGGGCUGAUUUCCAAACCAUUUACAACUGCACUGCCUGGAACAGCUUCGGCUCCGACACGGAGAUCAUCCGGCUCAAAGAGCAAGGUACGGAAAUGAAAUCAGGAGCUGGUAUUCAAGCAGAGUCGGUGCCGAUGGCGGUGAUCAUCGGAGUGGCUGUGGGGGCCGGCGUGGCGUUCCUGGUGUUGAUGGCCACCAUCGUCGCCUUCUGCUGUGCCCGUUCCCAGAGGAAUCUCAAAGGUGUGGUUUCUGCCAAGAACGAUAUCCGUGUGGAGAUCGUGCACAAGGAGCCAGCCUCGGGCAGAGAGACAGAGGAGCACCCCACCAUCAAGCAGCUGAUGAUGGACCGGGGGGAGUUCCAGCAGGACUCGGUGCUGAAGCAGCUCGAGGUGCUCAAGGAGGAAGAGAAGGAGUUUCAAAACCUGAAGGACCCCACCAAUGGCUACUACAGCGUGAACACCUUCAAGGAGCACCACUCCACCCCUACCAUCUCCCUGUCGGGCUGCCCGGCCGACCUGCGCCCAGCCAACAAGCAGCGUGUGCCCACCGGCAUGUCCUUCACCAACAUCUACAGCACCUUGAGCGGGCAGAGCCGCCUCUACGACUACAGCCAGCGCUUCGUGCUGGGCAUGGGCAGCAGCUCCAUCGAGCUGUGCGAGCGCGAGUUCCAGCGCGGCUCCAUGAGCGACAGCAGCUCCUUCCUCGACACCCAGUGCGACAGCAGCAUCAGCAGCAGCGGCAAGCAGGACGGCUACGUGCAGUUCGACAAGGCCAGCAAGGCUUCCGCCUCCUCCUCCCACCAUUCCCAGUCUUCUUCCCAAAACUCGGACCCCAGCCGGCCCCUGCAGAGGCGGAUGCAGACACACGUUUGAGCCCCCUUCGGGGAUGCUCAGGACCCUCCGUGCGGGCGCCACGGCUUCGUGCCGGGACGGUUGCACCCGCCGGGAAUGGCGGUGGGAAGAGGCUGGAUCCAGCCCCCAGCGGAGCGGGGCUGUGGGGCUGGGGACCGGCCGAGCAUCAUCCUCCAGCCCGGUACAUGCUAAAGCACAACCCCACCGAGGGGUCACCCCCAGCCCAACCACGCACCCCUGCACCCACCUCAGCUUCCCGCCGCCCUCUCCCACCCGGCUCCUUCCCUUCCUUCUUGGUGUUCUGUGUCCAUACUUAUAGCGUCCGUUUUGGGGGGGGGUUAAAAAGGGGGGUCCUGCUGCGUGGGACAGGAGAAGGGGGGACAUCAGUGGGAUGGGGACCCCCCCUCCCCGGGAAGGGCCUCUCCGCGCAGUAUCACUGGAGCGCAGCGCCACGGUCAAUACAAGAGGUGUUUCUCGUGGCUGAUGCCCGCCCCGCGAGGACGCCGGCUCUUUGGGUGAUGCUCUGCCCCAGCACGGACCUGGCCUGGAGCUUGGGUGGGAUACAACAUCACGGUGGGGUUCCCAAGUCGGGUGUAUGGGUGCAGGGGGGCCUAUGGCAAAGGGAAACUGAGGCAUGGCGCAGGAGAUGGGGUGUCACACCAGGGACACAGCAGGUAAGGGGAUGUAGUGGGGUGACCCCAUCUCAGCCCCCCAAGGCCCGGUGCACACUCACACUCACCCACUCACCCCAUCACUCACCCAUACUCACCCCGCCAUGAGUAUCACACAAGCCCCAGGAGAAGCUCCACGAUAAAUAAGCAUUUAAAUUAAUUAAAUUAAAACGCCCCCCCCACCCAAAAGGCCCCUGCAGACCCCAAGCACCUCGGGGUGCCCCCCCUCCCCGGGGGGCUGCGGGGAUGAGCCCCCGCGCCAGCGCUAAGGCACAGGAUGGGGCCGCUGAGGAGAAAGGAAAUAAAAAGAGGGGGAAUUAAAUAUCUGGGGGGGACCCAGGUAGGGAGGAGGUGACAUGGACCCCCUGAAGGCUCCUGCUCCCUGGGGGGACCCCAGGACCCCCAUAUCAGCCCCUCAGUGGGACCCUCGUCCGAAUAGGAGGGAAUUAAGAGUAAGAGCCCAGAGGAAUGGCUCCUGCCCCCCCCUUUACCCCCCAGGCCUGCUGGGAGGGCAAACCCCACCCCAAAACCCCCUUCAGGUCCUCGGUAGCAUCAGUGCAUCGGUAGGAAAAGGCUCCGGGUGCGAUGUGGGGGCUCCCUGCGCCCCCCAGGCCGGGGCACCCGCAGUCCAGCGCAGGCUCCCCAGCAACAGGAGUGCCACCAGGGCAGGGUGCGGUGGUGAUGCUCUGCCCUCGCCCGGCUCCGGCUGUGCUGGCGUUGGUGUCCCCCUUCAAAUGGGGGAUGUGGUCCCUGCGCAGCCCCCGGUGCCCUCAGAAGUAGGUGAGGUUCUUGAUGAGACCCAGCUCCAGCAUCCGCUUGAUGGCCACCGCCUCGUGUGAGACGUUGUGCUCUGAUGCCUGCAGGACAUGGCACGGCUGAGACCCAUAUCCCUUCUGCCCCUUCCCAGCCCUCCACCUUGCCCACUCCACCAGCACUGAGGGGACCUGGUGCCUUCACCUAAAGUGAGGAGCCCCCCAAAAGGAAGGAUAUGACCUUCCCAGCCCCCUCACAUAAACCAAACCCAACUCUCCACCAUGGCUUUAAAGGUCAUCAUCUAACUUCUCCCCAUAGCCCAUCAACACCCAUUGUGAAAGGGGAGCAAGGGGAGAGCUUCCCGCACUGCUCAGUGUCAUUCCUGGGCCACAAUCCCCAUCCAGGGGGGAAAACAAGGGUUAACAUGGACAAAGUGGGGGGCUGACACGUACUGCCAUGGACUUGAGUGUGAUCUGUUCAUAGUAGUGAAUGGUCUGCUUCUUGUUGGCCGAAUCGGGAUAGCCGAAGCCUGCGAUGUGCACCAGGUCACAGAAGUGCAGCGCCAAAGUGAUGGCCAACAGCCCCGUGGUGGGCUUCUGAAGGGAGAGGGUGGAGGAAAAAGCUUACAAAGAGCCAUGGCCUUCACCAAGUUGCACCAGGGGGAGCAGCAGGAAGGACAUCACCCCUCAAAGGGGGUCCUCAAUGGGGACCAGCCAUUCUCACCCCCUUACCUGCUUGACCUUCCGUGGCUGCUUCAUGGGGAGGUUGAGCAGUUUAGCAGCAGUUACUUCCAUGUAAUAAGGGUUGAGGAUGCGGACUUGCUCCGGGUUAGCGUCCCAGAUCAAUGGAGGCUGUUUCCAAAACCCUUUCCGCACCUGCAAGAAGAUAGAGAUGUGUCCCAGUAAGAGAGGUAGGUCCCCAAGGGUUGGCUGGGAGGAAGGUUGGACCCAGUUCCCCACCACACUCACCCUCUUCUUGUCAUUAAGGAUGGCCUCCAUCCACUGGAAGUCCAUGGGCUUGAAGGGCACCAGCACCAGCAAUGUGUCGGGGUUGUUCUCUGUCCUGGGGUUGAAGUGGGCUGACUCCGGGUAGAAGAGGCGCAUGGUCGUCUUAGAGCCCACAUCCUGCUCGUAACCAUGGACCGGGGCAUUGUUCAGCCUUGAGGGGGGAUAUGAGGACAUCACGGGUAUCAACCCCAUCUGCAGGUAGCACUGGGGAGGGAUCAGUGGGACGGAUGCAGGGCCAUACCUGAUCACAACAUCAUACGUGUUGAUGGUCUCCCCCAUGGAGCUGUUGCGGAGCCGGUGGCCGUUGCCCACCACCGCGCACCUCCGGCACUUCAGUCUGCAGGAGAAAAGCCCCUUCUCAACCAGACCUGCUCUAAAACCAAGGUGGGUUUAACCCCCAAGGGAGAGGGGUUUAACCCUAUGUUGUCCAGCCCACAAAGCUUCCCUUGCUCUAUUCACCAGCCCUGGGUUGCUGAGGUUCGUUUUGCCAGAUCUUGAGCCCAAAAUGAGCAAAUUCCCACCCCACAAGAGAACGAUGAUGAGACAGAAGAGCCCCUGAACCCACCCCGGCGUUACCUCUGGAUGCUCUUGGGCAGGGAGUAGUGGGUGAUCGACAGCAAGCGCAGGAGGACGUCUUCUGCAAAGCAAGAGUGAGGAGAAGGUGAGGAAGGCAGCUCCUGCCUGCUACAAUGAGUGCUGCCCCAUCCCUGCCACAUACCUCCUGCCACUAUCCCAGCUCCGGGCACAUAAUCCUUUGCUUAGUCAAGCCUGGCCCACCCUAAACCAUAGGAUAGGGACCAGGGUGAGUAGAUAAGUGCUAUAACAACUAGAAAUCGAGCAAACUACUUGCUGGGGGAUGGAGGGGAAGACAAUACUCCCCCAGAUAUCAACCUGGUUUUGAGAAGAGGCAAUGAAACCCCCAGGGAGCAGUCUCAGGACAAACAGAAACCCAAUGCUGAGGCUCACCGCUUCCUUUAGUGCCGUAGGGCAGCUCAUAGAGCGAUGGAGUCUUCACCCAAAAGUAGUCCUUCAGCUGCAAGAAGAGCGGGUGGUCCCUGGUGUAGCUGCCAAGGAGCAAAGGGACGGUGAGAGCGGGAUGGGGAGGAAGGGCUCUGCUUUCCCCUCUAACCCAACACUCACUUCCCGAUGAGCUGCGCCGCUUUCCUCUCCACCUCCCCGAGGGGACACGUCGUCUUGUUUUCUUGCACAGGGAAAUAAAAGCUGUAAAGGAAGAGGUUAAAACAA